UGUUCCCCUAGUGUGAGAAAUAUUAUAUAGUAGUGGGAAAAAUGUCAUGAGUAGAGUAAAACAGUCAUACUACUAAUGUGCCAAAGUCGUUUUACUAGUGCAUUGAUUUGACUUACCGGUGAGAACAAAGCGUGUACUAGUACAUGGUUGCACCCUAAUUGUUCUACUCGUGUGAGAAAUAUUAUAUAGUAGUGGGGAAAAUGUCAUGAGUAAGAGUAAAACAGUCAUACUACUAAUGUGCCAAAGUCGUUUUAGUAGUGCAUUGAAUCGACUCACUGGUGAGAACAAAGCGUGUACUCGUACAUGGACAAUUCAGUGCAGUAGUAGAAUAUCGCAUAACUGUUGAAACGGCUUGGCAUUUAUUUUAUUUUUUUUACACAUUAUUUUCCAAUGACGUUUUAUUUUCAGUGCUAACCGGAAGUGCCCUUUCCCUUAUCGACACUAGCCUGACGAUGGUAAAGCUAAACGAGCGGCUCUGGUUCGCCAGUGGAGCCUCCAGCACGAAGCGCGCACGCAUGUCCCGCGGACACUUUUUUUUUUUUUUUUUUUUUUUGCAAGGCGCACCAGAGAAGGAGCUCGCACGUCCGGGAAUGACAGCCGCUGUCACCGCGAGUGACAGCUUUCACUCUGGCCCGCUCCACUGACCCACCCAACUUCUUCUUGACGGCUUGACACGUUCGACUCCGAUCCGAACCGGAUCCACCACAGACCGGGACUAUGCCAGAGAUGGAGAAAGGGAGACCGCCAGAAAGUAAACGCAGCAGGAAACCCGCGCAUCCCGUAAAGAGGGAAAUAAACCAGGAGAUGAAGGUGAGAGGAGACCUUUGCAGAAAGCACUAUGAACGAGCUCCUGGGAUGGUAUGGCUACGACAAAGUAGAUCUCCGAGACGCCGAGGCCAACGAGAUCAGGAACUACAGAGAGAGGCGCCAGCAUGUAUCUGUGUUGAAAGAAAACUCUUUGCCAAAACCCAAAACCCUGGACGGCAAAGUCAGUCACUCGGUCCUUGCUAUGAAGAGCGUCGAGAGGGAGUCGUUCAGCGUUCCCUCAUCGUCUUCUUCCUCUUCGUCAACAAGCACCUCCUCGAGCACACCCAAGGAGCAAAAGACUGCACCCGUCAUUGUACCUCUCAUAAAGCCAUCAGCAGUGGACGACGUACAAAAUGUGCAGAUAGUCUGCGUUUGGUGCCAGAAGGAAGGUGUCAAGCGCUACUCUCUAUGCAUGGGUUCCGAGCUCAAGAGCUUCUGCAGUGAGAAAUGUUUUGCUGCCUGCAGACGGGCCUACUUCAAGCGCAAUAAGGCCAGAGAUGAGGACCUCCAUGGGGAGAGAUCCCCUCAGCACCCCCAUACAGAGGACUCACCAAGGCUGGUGAUGAAGAUAAACAGCAAUGUUAGAUCUCUCUCUCCUGGGUUGCAGGUGUGUGAUUGGUGUAAGCAUGUCCGCCACACCAAAGAAUACCUGGAUUUUGGAUCUGGUGAAGAACGACUCCAGUUCUGUAGCACCAAAUGUCUAAAUCAGUAUAAGAUGGAUGUGUUCUACAGAGAGGCUCGUGCAGCCCUUACAUGUUCCAGCCCAGCUAGAGCUGGCCAAGAGGGGAGGUCGGACCACAAUAUUGUUGGGCAAAAGCUUCUCACUCCAGAGUCUUGGAACAGCAGUAAUAGUACAGGGGAAGCACAUCAAAGAAACAUAUCUCCCAAGGGCCCUACACCAAUCCUUGGAUCAUCAGAAUCAUCAUCCAUGUCCCCUUCAGAGUCAUCAUCCUCUUCAAAGCUUCCUGUCACUGGGCAGAGAACUCUGGACAGGCCCAUGCAACCUCCUCCACCUCCUCCUGCUGUAGAAUUGUCACCUCACCCUACACUUAUUCCUCCUCCUCUUCCACACCACCAGCUAGAACAUCCACUGAUUCCUCAAAUGCGAAUGCCCUUCAUUAGACCUCCUCUUCAUGCCCAGGGUCUUAGAAGCCCUCUUACCACUGCUCACCAUCCAAGACCCCCUGGUCCAUCUUCCAGCCCUAUCUACAGACCUCCCCAUUCUCCACACCUGCAGCCCCCCACUUCCUCCUCCAUCAACCCCCCAGGAUUGAUGCAUCCUCUCCCUCGGCCCUACUACCCUGGCUUGCACUCGCCUCCACUUAUGUUACCCAGAGGCCCUGUUCCAAUGCCUCCCUUAAUGAACUUUGGCAUUCCUUCCUUUAGUCCUCUCCUACCCCAGCCCACUGUCCUGGUACCAUACCCAAUUAUUGUUCCUCUACCUGUCCCAAUACCCAUUCCAAUACCAAUUCCAGUCCCCCCCAAAACAAAUCUAGAAACCCAAAAUCACACUGGUGUUAUACAGCCUGUGCCAGAGGGAACAGACAGAUGUAGAUCCAUACCUGCAAGGUUUCCAUCUCCUGGGAUCCCUGAAGGGAACAACCAAUUGCUACACUACAGACUAAGUGGAAACAUGCCUCAUGGUCUCCCUUCACCCAGUGACCGCAAUGCCAAGGACAUAGGCUGGGUUAAAUCAGAGAGACCCUUCUCAUCACCAUCAUCAACGUGCUACAGUGGGACAUUGUCCCCCAGAGCGCAGUACAACACAUCACCCUCCUCAACACGCAGCUCGGAAGGACCGACAGACUAUAAACAACAGCACUCAGAACGACAAGUUAUACAGAGGGUUUUACAGAGAACCCAAGUGAAGCUGGAAUCCAAUUUCAAGGCAGUCGUGGACUUCUCAGGACCGGAAGAGUUAGGUUCUGUUCAGGGUACCAAAUCAGGGCUCCAUGAGAUAAUUAGACCCAGUCCACCUCCACCACCACAGCCCCCUUCACAUGACACUGUAUACCAACAAGACUGCCACACCUCACCUUCACACACUCCACCAAGCCCUAUAGUGAACAACCACCCAUAUGAUGCCAUGGCUUCUGUCCUGAAAUCUCAGAACUAUGGUCCUAAUGGGAUUUCCUCAGUGCUAUCCAUAGCCAGUCCAGGCUCAACCUUACCCCAGAGAGUGCCUGUACCACCCAAAGAUCCUGCACUAACUGAGCUUGAAUCUAUAAAAGAAAACAAGUGCUCAGUUGUCUGCUCUGUGCGAGUUGAUGGUCCAGUCAAUCAGACAGAAGAGCCUUUAGCAGUAGUUCGGGAUGCAGGAGAGGACCCACACUUGCCAGACGAGGACCACGCCUAUGCCCUACCUACUGCACCAAAGACAGGUGGGACCACCACCCCACUGCUCUUGCCCAAACUCAGGGACAAGGGUAGCUUGAGGAGCCCUGCUAAUACGCCCAGUGCUGGAGACAUGGAGCCAGCUCUGAAAAGGAGAUGCCUACGAAUCCGUGAUCAAAACAAAUAAAAAGAGCGGAUGAACAGCACCCCUGUUCAACACAGUAUGGCAGCGCCAGAUUCAGUACCCCGCCCUCGUGUGGACGGUGCCAGUGCUAACACCUUCCCGCCUGCUCUCCACAGCCCACCAGUGUUGCCCGGCCUGUGGACCAG
This is a messenger RNA of Phyllopteryx taeniolatus (common seadragon), 3471 nucleotides long. RefSeq names its product sine oculis-binding protein homolog. The transcript is spliced from 7 exons. NCBI's taxonomy places the organism in Eukaryota, Metazoa, Chordata, Actinopteri, Syngnathiformes, Syngnathidae. Gene Ontology annotation, cellular component: nucleus. Bases 839 to 3328 code for a protein of 829 amino acids. Gene Ontology annotation, biological process: animal organ development. The record is from RefSeq and is a predicted model, not a curated record.